GCCAGUGGGGUGGAACGAGUGUGCCCCCUAUCGGCUUAUCUUCUUCGCCCAUCUCGGGUGAGUUACAGCUUCUUUUCAAACCCAAUCGAUUGUGUUGCGUAUCUAUAGAUGUGUUUCCCAAGCUCAGACUGUGUCCGAUUUCAAAUUAUUUGCACAAUUUCACCCUCUCAUUCAAUAAAUGCCACCGAUAAUUGCUUUGAGACAUCGACAGAUCUUUGGAAUAUGCUCUUACUAUAUAUUGUCUUGAGUUAAUUAUAGUAUGAUUUGGUUGUUUGGUUCAGUUCUUUUGUGUCUGCUUCAUAAUUUUAGUCAACUUCGCCAAUUUUAGGGUUAUGUCUUGGCUGGCUUUAAUCCCUUUGUUGUUGUUUUUUUGCACAUGAUUUAGAGCCAUCUGAAUUGUUAUGGCGGGAGAGAGAUAGAAUCAGCCAACUCCCCAUAGAGAUACUCGACCAUAUUAUGGGACUCUUGCCUAUUCAACAAGCUGCUAAAAUUGCAGUUUUGUCUAAGGUUUGGAGGGAUGCGUGGUCCGGGCUCACGCGGUGUUGCUUCGACCAUCACUUCUUUCUCUAUUUUGAAAACAGACCUCGGGAAGAGGCUAACGAAUGUAUCGAGAAACCCUUGUGUUGGAAUGUAAUAAAAAAAGUUAUCUUGGAGCACAAGGGGUCUAUCCGGAAAUUUGUCUUUCUUUUUUCAUCUUUUAGGAAGGUAAAUGUUAGGUUGCAGCCAUGUGACCUAGACGAGUCGUUACUUUUAGUCACACAACGAGGCGUUGAAGAAAUCCACCUCUCUUUUGGGUUUAACGAAUACAAGUUGCCGGAGUGUGUAACUUCAUGCUCAACACUCGUGAGACUGUAUCUGCAAGGGUUCUCUAUUGACCCACAAAAUGCCACAUGGACUUUACCCAGUGCUACAUCACUUUCUUUUGAUUUUGUCUACUUCGGUACUAGAAAUCUUUCGAACUAUGUUUUUGAUGUUCCUAAGCUGGAGAAUUUGUCAUUUAUCAAUUGCAAGGAUGUCUUUCUCUUUGACAUUACUACUAGAAAUCUUCAUAAUUUGACGAUCAAUAGUUGUUAUAGUAGCAAAAUAGGCAGUUUUCUCCCGGUCAACAUGGACUUGAAAUCUAUUUGCACUCUUGCUUUUGACAUUGACAGUCUUCAGGAUUUUUUUUGCAAAACUACUACAAAGGGACUCUCAAUACAACUGCCCACACUAAAUGUGGAACUACUCAAGCUAUCAGGUUUUUGUUUUCAAGAUAAAGCUGGGGUCUCUGCAUUUGUUCGCUUGUUGUGCAAAUGCCCAAAGUUACGCAGUCUUGAAAUCAAAUUCCAAACUGUGUGUGAUAAGUGGACAAAUAUUAACAAGUGUAUGGAUGAGGCGCGGGCAGUUGAUAAAACUCAGUAGUGUUUUACGAAAACACAAAGUGCUUCUUUUUUUGAAGCUUCGCUCGUUCAAAGGAUUGAGGCCCCAAAUGCAUUUGAUCCAGGAGAUGCUUGGAUGGCUGCCCGCACUUGAAAAGGUUGUCAUUAUUGGUUGUCCCUAUGUGUUUGAUUGGAACAAGGAGCAUGAAACUAUGGAAGAAAUUUUGCAAUUCCCGCGUGCAUCUCCGAAAGCUAAAAUUGUUUGUAAAUGAAAGGUUUAUCUUUCCAAGUUGUCGUGAUGGUAGAUUUUAGUGGUAACUGAUAUGCGAAAUGGUUGGAAGGUAACAUUUUCCAGGUAUGUGAGUUUUGUAGUAAUGGCUUUUACAUGCCAAAUGGAUGAGUUUUGAAAUUUGAAUCAAAUGCAACAUAAACC
Messenger RNA from Cuscuta campestris, 1791 nucleotides. The record is from the annotation of a GenBank genome assembly. Lineage: Eukaryota; Viridiplantae; Streptophyta; Magnoliopsida; Solanales; Convolvulaceae.